AUGCCUCGAGCCCGCUGCAAGAGAAAAUGCGUCGUUGUGGCCACGAGCAGAGCACCCAAAAGGAACCGCACCGAUCCGCAAUAUCCACCAAUUGUUGGAGAGGUCCUAAAGAUCAACGACCACGAGAACCACGAAGAAGUUGUUGAAGAGAGAGACGGAGCUGAAUUGGCAGCAGAAGAGAUUCGAGCCGUCUGCGAAGCGCUCAUCAGGCAAACGUUCAGCGCUAUUGGGAUGGACGUUGACUCGUACCUCGCCUGUUUCAAUGCAUGCGUCGAGAAAGCCAUCAGCAAUGCCAUGGUCUACGCCACAGCAUGGUCUAAAUGGGGUGGUUACAGAGACCUUCUUUGCAAGAUGGCUUACGUCGCCGAUCUCUGCCAGACAACCGGGAAGCUUCAUUGUCCAACUGCGCCAGCGAUAGUCAUGGCAUAUACUCUCCUCCGAAUCUGCAAGGUUACGACAAGAGCAGCAGGCGGGUUGCCUCGCGUGAUGGAGAUUUGCAAGACGCUUGAAUGUGCAGCGCCGGCCAUUCGACACUACGAAGACCAUCCAGAUGUCAUCUUGAGGCUGCCCGAUUCCUUUGAGCCGCCGGAAGAAUGGCCUGCAAUGGUUUACAACAAUGUUACGGAACAAGGAGGCCAAGUUGCAAAAGUGGACACGGGCUGUCUUGACAUUGACAAGAAACAUCGCGGUCAGUUACUGUUGAAGCUGAAGGACUUGGAGGCAUCCGACGCCGUGGACAGUGAUCAAACGUACAAGGUCGAAGUCUCCCGCACGGUUACAAGACAGGAAGCACAGCAAGUGCUUCAAAGCAUCAUCGAGCCUCUUAGAGAACUUGAAACGCCUGAAAGUUCCCUUUUCGACCAUCUCACGCUCCCACGCCUCAAGGUACUUCCAGUUGGCGACAAAAGGUUGAUCCUUUGGUGGAUAAAGGACAUCAAGCCUGAGAUAUUUGCGGAAUGGAGAAAAGAGACUGAACAAGACAUUGAGCAAUACCAAUGGACUGAGACGGUCAAGGGAAAGUUACCGGAGACGUGGGCCGACCAUCCAGCGGAUACAGUCUUCAAGCGAAUUGAAGAGCGGGCCAAGACAGACCCAGACCCUUCCAACAUCAAAGACUUGGUACUUUUGAAAGAAAUCUUCAAGGAUCAAGAGAGACAGGGGAUGGACCCAGCCUUCUGCCAAAAGAUGACCCAGUGGAUGCUGAGAAGGGAGCACAAGGCGGACGAGCAAGCGGCGACCAUUGCCAAACUACACAAGAAGCUGGACUUGGUGGAUGAACAGGCGGCUGAACAGGCGGCAGCCAGUGCCAAAGUGCUCAAGAGGCUGGACUUGGUCUUGGCCAAGCUGGGCGAGACGUCCGAACCGAUGACGGAAGACGCGGAGUCCCUCUUGGGCGAUAGUCUGGUGGACUUUACCGAUGCAAAGAGUCCCUUGUUUAUCAAUGAGUAA
This is a messenger RNA of Trichoderma atroviride IMI 206040, 1449 nucleotides long. RefSeq lists its product as uncharacterized. NCBI's taxonomy places the organism in Eukaryota, Fungi, Ascomycota, Sordariomycetes, Hypocreales, Hypocreaceae. The record is from RefSeq and is a predicted model, not a curated record.